This is a messenger RNA of Penicillium subrubescens, 1317 nucleotides long. RefSeq lists its product as uncharacterized. The record is from RefSeq and is a predicted model, not a curated record. Gene Ontology annotation, biological process: regulation of transcription by RNA polymerase II. The transcript has 3 exons. Lineage: Eukaryota; Fungi; Ascomycota; Eurotiomycetes; Eurotiales; Aspergillaceae. Gene Ontology annotation, molecular function: zinc ion binding; DNA-binding transcription activator activity, RNA polymerase II-specific. Bases 1 to 1317 code for a protein of 438 amino acids.
AUGCGCAUUCGCACUCGCAUCCGUAUCCGAAUCCGUAACCGGUGCGAUGAGCGUUAUCCAUGCACCAAUUGCGUCAAACACGCUAUUCAGUGCAGCUAUAUUGCGCCCAGUGACCAGGCAGAGUCACCCGUCUCAAGCGUAUCCCCAGCCACACAAUCACAGCCCCAGGCCCUGAACUCCCCCCAAGUUUAUUCACAUCCGCAACCUGGAAACUAUGCGCCGACUCCCAAUGGCAGUUAUCCCUGGGAGAUUGACAGUCCAGACAUCAGGCCCGAGUCAGAAAAUAGGCUAGAAUUCCUGGGAAUCUUACCGAGCUCAUCAUUGGAUUCUCCGGUCCAGAAAGAAGAUUGGGGCCUUGACCUGGAACUGAUGCAUUUCUUCUGCACGGUGACGUCCAAUACAUUGACUCUACGCGAAGAUGCACGCCAUGUUUGGCGUGUGGUCAUGCCUACUGAAGGUUACUCCAACAAGUACGUUAUGCACGGGAUUCUCGCUAUAGCCGCUGUUCACCGCGCAUCCCUAUAUCCGAUGUCAGUCCAGAAGGAAAAAUACAUCAAGGCGUCUGCACAUCAUCUUGCCGCAGGGCUUAAAGAGUUCCGAGAACUCAUCGCGUCCCCUAUCGAUACUGCAAAUUGGCAACCAGUAUUUUGCUUUGCGUCUAUGAUCUCUAUACACCUGUGUACAGUCCCGAUUCGACUUGGUGUCUCUCGAUGGCCGAGCCCAAUUGCGAACACCGUGGAGCUGUUUGCGAGCGUGAAAGGGUUGCAGGCAAUCAUGAAACCGUUUCUCCCGUCACUGGGCAGGACGCAACUGGCGCCAAUUGCAAAUUCCGUAUGGCUUGAAAGCGAAAUGCGUGUUCACAGCCCUGCCGUCGUAGCACAGUCUCUUUUACCAACCGAUAUCUGGACCCAAAUAUCCCGCCUCCAUCGGUUUAUCGAAAAGUAUCCAUUCCCCCAAGAGACAAAUAAAGACGACCCCACAGAUAAGGAUUCGGAGCAUCGAAAGGACUACGAAUCCGCGCUCAAGGCGUACGAAAACUCUACCAGGCAGUUGGAACUCGCUGGGCCGCAUGUGGAGGCGGGCAUGGUUUUCCUAUGGGCCUACCCGCUUUCUAAGCAGUUUCAUAAGGACUUGGAUGCGCAUCACCCGGCCGCGCUCGUUCUUCUUGCACACUACUGCGUUCUCUUGCAGACACUUGAUCACUACUGGUAUUUGAAUGGCAUGGCAAGCCAGCUACUGGAAGACAUUGAGAGGAACAUACAUCCCGGCUUCCGGGAAUGGUUGGCCUGGCCUAAGCGGUGGGUACAUGGGAGGUAA